This is a messenger RNA of Klebsormidium nitens, 2476 nucleotides long. NCBI's taxonomy places the organism in Eukaryota, Viridiplantae, Streptophyta, Klebsormidiophyceae, Klebsormidiales, Klebsormidiaceae. The record is from the annotation of a GenBank genome assembly.
UGCGAGUCUUGCAUUGACCCCAUCAUCACGAUAGCUCUCAUGAUCACUAGAGCAGCUUCCAGCUAGCUCAUGUCAAGGAAGAAAGGCUCUGCAAGAGCGGCAUUGUCCUUGAUCACUAGAGCGCCCGUCUCCAGGAUUAUGAUAGUGGACUUGCAGAAAGCGGUCCCUGCCAUUCGCAGCAAUGCGUAGACGUCUCUUUUGCGCCUGCUAGUAAAUGUCUUCUGAUCAAACACCUAGCCUGGCCCGCUGGCCCGCACCUUCAGAGCAUGAUCAGCAAAGCUCUCUGCCUGGAUUCAGCUACCAUAGCCAUCCGCCGGGGAGCAGUACCGUUCUACCCAGUACCUGUUCAACGCUGGGUCUAGACGAUCAGUGGUAGCUUGUUGCUCCAGCAGCCCCCCGCCGAAAAGACAUGGCAAGAAGACCCGACUGCCAGAAUUGGACCAUCCCUUCACGCACGUAAAUCAAGAGCUCUUCAAGCUGAAGCCGCCAGCUGUCACCCAUGCAGAGCUCCAGGAAGUUCCGUGUUCCGAGGCCAGCAGUUUCCAUCCUCGGCCUUGUAGUAGUGAUGCUCAUUGCUCUUGUCUCUUUCGAGACUUGGUUCCGCCGGUCCCUCGUGAAUGGCUCAAUGGUUGUGAGCCUCCGUUCUGAGUGGGGGGAGCGCAGCCUGGUUCGAAAGAAGGGGGGGGUAACAGAAGAUCUGGCGCACCUCCGCACUUCCAUGGCCGUGAUCCAUGCUGAACUGCAGAGCAUAAAAAACGUGUUGCGAAUAAGCUCUGGCGGUCCGCAGCGGGAGGUGCGAUGGGACAGCAUCUGGAGGGGGGGUUCGCCGUGCGGGACCCCGAGAAAGGACCCCCCUGAGGGCAGGGAGUGGCACGUGGCCCCGUCCAAGUACCUCGUUGCCGGGUGCUUCAUCGGCGGAUUCUCUAACCGGAUGGAAACCCUGCUCGCGACGUCAAAGCUCGCGAACGCCCUCCGGCGCACGCUCGUCAUUGCGCCGUUCAAAGCGCUGGAAGAAGGCGCACUCGGCAUCACGGGUGACUUUGACCCUUUGGGCGUGUUGGACCUCGAACUGGCGCAGGCGUGCGUGGGGGAGGGGCGGGUUAUGUCUUGGGACCAGUUUACCACGUUUAACCAGGGGUUAAGCACCUUUGGUUUGUGCAUUCACUUCCCUGGGGGAGAGGAGCGGUGCGAGCGGGGGCACAAGGUUGGGCGGGACACACUGGGGGUUCCGUUCGAGACUAAGGAUAUCAAUGGGUACGAAGUCAAGGACCUAGCAGUGGAGUUGAAGUUUCCGGCGGACGUCCUGUGGGUAGCCGAAGCACCCCACCUGGGCGAUAUGUGGAACUGGCAGCCAAAGAUGAACUGCUCUUUGGAGUGGGACAUUUUCCAGCCCUCGGCGGCGAUCCGCUUGGCAGCGCACCGCUUCAUUGCCGGAAUGCUCGGCGCGGAUUACGCGAGCUUCCACCUGCGGCGGGGCGACUUCUUCGACUAUAUUGACAUGGAAGCGGAUCCCGGCACCUUCUCGCGCAACCCCGUCUUCACGCAGCUGCGCUACACCGUGACCGCGCUCCCGAAGCUCGCGCACUGCCUGGCCCGCGCGGUCGACGGCAGCAACUUGACCACGUUCUACGUCGCGUCGGACGCCAGCCAAUGGGAGAUGGACAACCUCCGGGAGCUGCUCGCGAGCAGGGGCGCGCAUAUGGUGACGCUGCCGCCCCAUCAGGAGUGGGACAAGCACCGGUGGGCGCGGGGGCUCGCGCAGAAUACCAAGGUCGCUGCGAUGCUGGACAAGUUCCUCUGCACGGCCGCGACAAUGUUCGUUUCAAGCCGGGGCUCUAUCUUCUCCAAUCACGUGACGCGCGCGCGGCGUGCCUGGAGCCUGGACACGUGUCACGACCACGAAGUGUGUACGCUCCCAGGGGACGAGGACGAUUUUACGUUCAGCACACCUCAGCCGAUUCACGAAGGAGUGCUCAUGAAAUAAGGGAAGGGUCUCUAUUCCACGAAACGGAUUAUAGAACAGUAUACACGUUUGAAAGCAAUUGACGACGAAUUACGUCCAGUGUGAGCCAACCGGAGAUGUAAAGGUAGGGAUCGAAUUGCCUAGCCGCGUAUCAGGCCCACCCUCAGGUCGUAUCAUAGUAUAUCGUUACUACGUGAUUCGUUGAAAGCUUUCUGGCUAUGUAAUUUAAACAGAAUUGGCGAGCAAAGGGGUCAAGUCAUAUUGGGCAGGUGGCUUGAGUCUCUGAACGGCUCAACCUUUGCACUUUCAUGUCCUAAAGUUGCAUAUCAGCUGGUUUUUCAGACGAUAAAGAUCACCGGAGGCUAUAUGGUUGCAUAAAGAAGGACGUUUUUUCGCGGUGGGAAAGCAAGCAGAACAAGAGAUAUGGCCAUUUGGACACGGUUGACUAAAUAUAUACAAUUCGAGGAGCCGUUAAAUCAUUGACGAACACGAAUUUUGCAAUAUGUCUUCAAC